AUGCCCGCGCGCAUCUCGCCACCACCAGCGGCCAAUGCCAGCUCCGGCCUCAGCAAAGAACAGCUCGACUUCUGGAACAUGAAUGGCUACCUCCUCAUCCCAGACGCCCUGGAUCCGUCGACGACAAAGUCAUUGCUGGAAGAAGCUCACAAGAUGCUCGACAACUUCUCGCUCGACGACCAUCCCAUGACAAAGUUCAGCACUGGCGAGAAGAGCGACCAUGUUGGCGACGACUAUUUCCUGGAUUCGGGCGACAAAGUCCGCUUUUUCUUUGAAGAGGACGCCUUUGACGACCAAGGCAACCUUACAAAGCCAAAGUCCAAAGCCAUCAACAAAAUCGGCCACUACCUCCACGGUCUCUCUCCUCCCUUCGCUGCCUCCUCCCUCUCUGCCUCCAACUCGGCAAUCGCAAAAUCCCUCGGCUUCCACGACCCGCGUAUCCUCCAAAGCAUGAUCAUCUGCAAGCAACCAGAAAUCGGUGGCCGUGUCCCCCCUCACCAAGACUCCACUUUCUUAUACACGGAUCCUCCUUCUGCAGUGGGCUUUUGGUACGCACUAGAAGACGCAACGGCAGAAAACGGCUGUCUCUCCUUUGCAGCAGGCUCCCACCGUCGCGCUCCCAUCCGCAGUCGCUUCGUCAGGAAAUACGAACAAGACGGCACACCCACACCCACACCCACGGGCACCGGCUUCUCUGAAAACGAAGGCUCCCAAUGGCCAGCAGACCUCAGCGAAGACGCAGAAAUCAAAAAAGAAGUCUAUGAAUUGGGCGAGGUCAAAGCAGGAACUCUGGUCCUCAUACAUGGAAACCUUUUACACAAGAGCGAGAAGAAUACUAGUAUCAAGGGGAGAAUGAUUUAUACCUUUCAUUGCAUCGAGGGUGAAAAUGACUAUGAUGGUAGGAAUUGGUUGCAGCCGCCGAAAGAUGGGUUUAGUAGGUUGAACAUGUCAUAG
Molecule: messenger RNA, 954 nt
Organism: Aureobasidium subglaciale EXF-2481
Lineage: Eukaryota; Fungi; Ascomycota; Dothideomycetes; Dothideales; Saccotheciaceae
Exons: 2
Coding region: 1-954 (317 amino acids)
Source: RefSeq, a predicted model, not a curated record